Molecule: messenger RNA, 1014 nt
Organism: Rhodotorula toruloides NP11
Lineage: Eukaryota; Fungi; Basidiomycota; Microbotryomycetes; Sporidiobolales; Sporidiobolaceae
Product: arsenite transmembrane-transporting ATPase
Exons: 11
Coding region: 1-1014 (337 amino acids)
Biological process (GO): post-translational protein targeting to endoplasmic reticulum membrane
Cellular component (GO): GET complex
Molecular function (GO): ATP binding; ATP hydrolysis activity
Source: RefSeq, a predicted model, not a curated record
AUGUCGACCGCGUACAUCUGCGCAGAGCCCGAGGGCGACUCGCUUGAGCCUUCGUUGCAGAACAUCCUUGAUCAGGAUACGCUCAAGUGGAUCUUUGUUGGUGGUAAGGGCGGCGUCGGAAAGACCACAACCAGUUGCAGCUUGGCGGUACAACUGGCGAAAGUUCGCGAGUCGGUACUCCUCAUCUCCACCGACCCAGCACACAACCUCUCCGACGCGUUCUCGCAAAAGUUUGGCAAGGAGGCGAGCAAGGUCAACGGUUUCACGAACUUGUACGCGAUGGAGAUCGACCCGAGCGCGUCGAUGCAGGACAUGGUCGAGUCUGGCGACGACAGCGGCAUGAACGGCAUGAUGCAGGACUUGGCGUUUGCGAUUCCAGGUAUCGACGAGGCGAUGGGCUUUGCGGAGGUCAUGAAGCACGUCAAGUCGAUGGAGUUCUCGGUCAUCGUCUUCGACACCGCGCCGACCGGCCACACCCUCCGCUUCCUGUCCUUCCCUUCGGUCCUCGAGAAGGCUCUUGCGAAGUUGAGCGGGCUGUCAGGGCGCUUUGGGCCAAUGCUGAACCAGAUCGGCUCGAUGAUGGGUGGUGGGCUGAACACGAGCGAGAUGUUUGAAAAGCUCGAGAGCAUGCGGACGGUCGUCACGGAGGUCAACGCGCAGUUCAAGAACCCCGACCUCACAACCUUCAUUCCCGUCAUGAUCUCGGAAUUCCUGUCGCUCUAUGAGACGGAGCGCCUCAUCCAGGAGCUCACGCAGUACCAAAUCGACGUCCACGCCAUCGUCGUCAACCAGCUCCUCUACCCCGAAGAGAAUUCAAGCUGCAAGCACUGCCAGGUCCGAUGGAAGCAGCAGCAGAAGUACCUCAAGGAGGCGUACGAGCUCUACGCGGAGGACUUCCACAUCGUGCGGAUGCCGCUUCUCAGCCAGGAAGUGCGCGGAACGGAGGCUCUCAAGAAGUUCAGCGAGCUGCUCAUCCACCCAUACAAGCAGGGAGACGAAGUUGUGUUGUCGUAG